Messenger RNA from Chlorocebus sabaeus (green monkey), 4257 nucleotides. It is a transcript of the gene CHRNA2, whose product is annotated as cholinergic receptor nicotinic alpha 2 subunit. Gene Ontology annotation, molecular function: acetylcholine-gated monoatomic cation-selective channel activity; transmembrane signaling receptor activity. Gene Ontology annotation, biological process: monoatomic ion transmembrane transport. Lineage: Eukaryota; Metazoa; Chordata; Mammalia; Primates; Cercopithecidae. Gene Ontology annotation, cellular component: postsynaptic membrane. The record is from RefSeq and is a predicted model, not a curated record.
GGCUGUGUGUGUGUGUGUGUGUGUGUGUGUGUGUGUGACAGAGAGAGAGAGAAAGCGGCGUGAGCCUGUGUGCUUGUGUGCUGAGUGCUGAGCCCUCAUCCCCUCCUGGGGCCAGGCUUGGGUUUCACCUGCAGAAUCGCUUGUGCUGGGCUGCCUGGGCUGUCCUCAGUGGCGCCUGCAUGAAGCCGCUCUGGCUGCCAGAGCUGGACAGCCCCAGGAAAACCCACCUUUCUGCAGAGCUUGCCCAGCCGUCCCUGGGAAGCCAACUGCCUCUCACGUAAGUCCUCCGCUCGACGGGGUGUCUCGAAACCCUCACUCUUCAGCCUCUGUUUGACCAUGAAAUGAAGUGACUGAGCUCUAUUCUGUACCUGCCACUCUAUUUCUGGGGUGACUUUGUCAGCUGCCCAGAAUGUCCAAGCCAGGCUGGUUCUCUGAAUCCUUUGAAUGACCUGUCUUCUUCUGUAACCCCAGCUGAUUGAUGAACUGCACUGCAUUCCAAUGGAAGAGUGGAGUCAAAUCUACAGAGUUUGGUGGUCUGCUUGGGGGAAGUCCCCUGGGGACAAGCCCCUGCACCUUCGAGGGCCAGAGAUCCCAGACCCUGCCACUGCGGUUCACGCGAGCCAUAGAAGCUGCUGAUGCCCAGGCUGGGGUGGGUGCUGUACAAGCAUUCUGCAUAAUUUGCAGGGCGAUGUUUGGUGGCGAGAGGAACCUCACAGAAUCCAGCAGCAGCUCUGCUGGGGACACGGUCCGAGGUGCAACCCACAGUGAAGCCCUGACCUGACCUCCUGAUGCUCAGGGGAAGCCAUGGGCCCCUCCCGUCCUGCGUUCCUGUCCUUCACAAAGCUCAGUUUGUGGUGGCUCCUUCUGACCCCAGCAGCAGGUGGAGAGGAAGCCAAGCGCCCACCUCCCAGGGCUCCUGGAGACCCCCUCGCCUCUCCCAGUCCCACGGCGUUGCCGCAGGGAGGAUCCCAUACCCAGGCUGAGGACCGGCUCUUCAAACACCUCUUCCGGGGCUACAACCGCUGGGCGCGCCCGGUGCCCAACACUUCAGACGUGGUGAUUGUGCGCUUCGGACUGUCCAUCGCUCAGCUCAUCGACGUGGAUGAGAAGAACCAAAUGAUGACCACCAACGUCUGGCUAAAACAGGAGUGGAGCGACUACAAACUGCGCUGGAAUCCCGCCGAUUUCGGCAAUAUCACAUCUCUCCGGGUCCCUUCUGAGAUGAUCUGGAUCCCUGACAUUGUCCUCUACAACAAUGCAGAUGGGGAGUUUGCAGUGACCCACAUGACCAAGGCCCACCUCUUCUCCACGGGUACUGUGCACUGGGUGCCCCCGGCCAUCUACAAGAGCUCCUGCAGCAUCGACGUCACCUUCUUCCCCUUCGACCAGCAGAAUUGCAAGAUGAAGUUCGGCUCCUGGACUUAUGACAAAGCCAAGAUCGACCUGGAGCAGAUGGAGCAGACGGUGGACCUGAAGGACUACUGGGAGAGUGGCGAGUGGGCCAUUGUCAAUGCCACGGGCACCUACAACAGCAAGAAGUAUGAUUGCUGUGCCGAGAUCUACCCUGAUGUCACCUACGCCUUUGUCAUCCGGCGGCUGCCACUCUUCUACACCAUCAAUCUCAUCAUCCCCUGUCUGCUCAUCUCCUGCCUCACCGUGCUGGUCUUCUACCUGCCCUCCGACUGCGGCGAGAAGAUCACACUGUGCAUCUCGGUGCUGCUAUCGCUCACCGUCUUCCUGCUGCUCAUCACCGAGAUCAUCCCGUCCACCUCGCUGGUCAUCCCGCUCAUCGGCGAGUACCUGCUGUUCACCAUGAUCUUCGUCACGCUGUCCAUCGUCAUCACCGUCUUCGUGCUCAAUGUGCACCACCGCUCCCCCAGCACCCACACCAUGCCCCGCUGGGUGCGGGGGGCUCUUCUGGGCUGUGUGCCCCGGUGGCUUCUGAUGAACCGGCCCCCACCACCCUUGGAGCUCUGCCACCCCCCAGGCCUGAAGCUCAGCCCCUCUUAUCACUGGCUGGAGACCAAUGUGGAUGCCGAGGAGAGGGAGGUGGUGGUGGAGGAGGAGGACAGAUGGGCGUGUGCAGGUCACGUGGCCCCCUCUGUGGGCACCCUCUGCAGCCACGGCCACCUGCACUCCGGAGCCUCAGGUCCCAAGGCUGAGGCUGUGCUGCAGGAGGGUGAGCUGCUGCUGUCACCCCGCAUGCGGAAGGCACUGGAAGGCGUGCACUACAUUGCCGACCACCUGCGGUCCGAGGAUGCCGACUCUUCGGUGAAGGAGGACUGGAAGUACGUCGCCAUGGUCAUUGACAGGAUCUUCCUCUGGCUGUUUAUCAUCGUCUGCUUCCUGGGGACCAUCGGCCUCUUUCUGCCUCCAUUCUUAGCUGGAAUGAUCUGACUGCACCUCCCUCAAGUUGGCUCCCAGGGCACCCCCACUGGCUAUCUGUUGACCAUCUCUGCUGCAGCUGCCUCUAGUGUCCUCUUUGGGGUGAGCAGGUGUCUCUCUGCGGAGUCUGGACACUGACCCAGGCAUUGCAGGCUUCCAUCCAGUUCAACAUUAUUGUACCAGGGCUGAGAGCCUGCUGGGUGCAGACUCCUGUUUUGGAUACUGAGGAGCUAGGGAAGCUCUGCAGAAGGUCACAAUAGUGUGGUGACCAAGUGGGGCACAGUAAGAUUCUCCUGGAGGAGCAGUGCAGACCCUAAGUCACAGAAGGGUCAACCAGGGGGACAGUGGGGCCAGGGUGACGAGGAAGGGAAUGCAGACCUCAAAGGAGGGGUCAUGGGGGCAAAGGGGAGGGUUCCUUGGGGGUGGAAGGGCUCUGAACAAUGUUUAGACUUGGGAAUGAGCCCGAAGUGCCAGGGAGAACAGCCAGGUGAGGUAGGAGGUUGGAGAGCCAGGUGGGGUCUCUCUAAGCCAGGCUGGGGAUGAAGUUCAGAGUCUGUCCGAGUUGCAGGGUGCUGAGCUGUAUGAUCCAGCAGGGAAGUAAUAAGGGCUCUUCCGGAAGGGGAGGAAGCGGGAGGCAGGGCCUGUACCUGAGGUGGAGGUGCAGGGCAGAUCUUCCCUACUGGGGAGGGACGGAUUGUUGGAUACAGGUGGCUGGGCUAUUCCAUCCAUCUGGAAGCUCAUUUGAGCCUCCAGGCUUCUCCUUGACGUCAUUCCUCUCCCUUCCUUGCUGCAAAAUGGCUCUGCACCAGCCGGCCCCCGGAGGUCUGGCAGAGCUGAGCCAUGGCCUGCAGGGGCUCCAUAUGUCUGUACACGCGCAGCGGGCAAACGAGAAAGACCAUCCUGAGCUGCUCCUGACCCAACUCAAACUCAUCUCGUUCGGCCUGUCCUCCCUCCCUCCCUCCCUCCGCCCUCCUUCCUCCCCAGGAACCCUGUUCCCUGUGCCUGGCUCCAUCAGGAGGAGGCCUCACUUGGGAGUUGAAGAUCUCUGCCUUUAGUUCCUUUGAUUCUGAACUUCUCAAGGGCAGGACCACUGCCUGUUAUUUUUCCCAUCCCCAGCACCUAGCACAGCACCGGGUGAGUGGAUCAGCACUUAAGGCAUUUGUUCUGAGUGGCUGAGGGGAGCAAGCUGGAUUGUUUGGGCCCCAGGACUGCUGCGUAGAUGGCAAAGCUGUGGUCCUGUCCCUUAUCAGCCUGGCCCGUCUCUCCCAGAGCCCCAGGGUGUGUUGACCUGCUCUGAACCCCUCAGAGCCGCCUGUGUGUGCACUUUGGAAUGCACCACCCCAAAGCCUGAGGCUGCACCCGGGAUCCCAGGCCUAGCUGCUGCUCCUGGGAUCGGGCACCAAACCUCUCCCCAGCUCUGUCCAGACCAGAAGGUGGGACCUUGGCAGCUAACAGAUGUGGGCACUGGGUUCUUGGGACAGUGUGGAGGCUCCAGGCAGGAAGCCGACCAGGGCGAGCUUCCAGUUUCCUUUUGGUCCUAGGGGUCCCCUCCUUCCAAACCCUGAAAUCUCUCUCCCUGACACUCCCAGCCUGCCUGUGACACCCUGGCCCACGCCCCGCCACGCCUCAUUCCUCUCCCACUACCCCCUGCUCAUGGCGCAUCUGGUUUCUGUCUCCUGUCUACUCCCAUGCAUGCAGCCCCCAGCCUCCCCUCUCCUCCCGCUUGCUCUCCGGAGGCCUCAGAGCUCUCAGGUCCAGACUCCCAGACCCACUGUCCUGAGACAGUGAUGUUCACUCCUGUUAUCCACAUCUCCCAUCCGUCUUGCAUGUGAAUAAAGAGAUUAAAUAAAGCUGCACCUACUGCUCACUCGA